Ostreococcus tauri is the source of this 663-nucleotide messenger RNA. RefSeq names its product Proteasome B-type subunit. The record is from RefSeq and is a predicted model, not a curated record. Bases 1 to 663 code for a protein of 220 amino acids. NCBI's taxonomy places the organism in Eukaryota, Viridiplantae, Chlorophyta, Mamiellophyceae, Mamiellales, Bathycoccaceae. The transcript has a single exon. Gene Ontology annotation, biological process: proteasomal protein catabolic process. Gene Ontology annotation, cellular component: proteasome core complex.
AUGGACGUCGUCUUCGGCUUCGUCGGCUACGACUUCGCCGUCCUCGUCGCCGACCGCGCGGCGACGCAGCAGAUCAUCGUCCAGAAGUCGGAUGAGGAUAAGAUCGCGGUCGUGGACGGGACGAAGAUCAUGGCCACGAGUGGGCCGCGCGGGGAUUGCGUCGCGUUCGCCGAGUACGUCGCGGCGAACGUGCGAUUGUACCGGUUAAAGUAUCAACACGAGCUGGACGUCAAGGCGACGGCGCAUUACGCGCGAAAUGAGCUCGCGACGGCGUUGAGAAAGGGACCGUAUCAAGUGAACGCGUUGUUGGCUGGGGUGGACGCGAACGGGCCGGAGCUGUACUUCAUGGAUUACCUCGCGACGUGUCACCGAGUGAACACCGGGGGACACGGAUACGGUGGGAUGUUUUGCCUGUCGUUGUUCGAUAAGCACUGGGUUCCGAACAUGUCUCGGGCGCAGGCGAUGGAGUUGGUGGAUCUGUGCGUGGCGGAGGUGUGCGAACGUCUCGUGACGGCGCCGACGGAGUACCUGGUGAAAAUCGUUGACAAGAAGGGCGUGGAGGUGAUCGAGUACGACGCGACCGAACGCUUGGCGAAGCGACGGGAGGUACAGAUGCAAGCGCGAGAGGCGGCGCGGCAGGCCGCCGCGCGCGUCGGCGCGUGA